CAUCAAGUAGUGUGAUGAAUUUUAGUCCUAGUUUUGCAUAUGUCUGCACCAAAUUAAAUUCGGAAAAAAAAGCGGUGUGUCAAUGAUUUUACUACUCCAUAUGAUGAUGCAUGUGUACAAAUACCUAUCAUUAUGGACAAGUUUUUGGCAAACUUUCAAAACUUUGACUAAUCAAUAUAUUUUCGAAUAAUCAUAUCAGAUAAAUAAAAAUUAUACACGUGAAUUUGUACUAAAAAAGUUCUACUGUAAUAAUAAAUUUUAAUGGAUUUUACAAUUGCUUACAACAUAUAGAAAUUAGUAGUCAAAGUUGCAGUUGUUGGAAAACUAUUAUGUCGAUGUCCAAAAUGCAGAUAUUACUAGCUAGAGGGAUACAAUGUUGAUCAUGGUUCAUGUUAAAAUAGUACAAUAUAUAUACAUUUCAUCAGUCCUACUCUUUAGAUAUGUAGGUGCAGCAUGCAGAAAGCUAGCGAUAUAACUCUUAAAAUCUAGUGUUACCUACAAAUAUUAUUGAACUUAAAAUUAUGCAUAGGUUAUCUUUGCUGACUUAAAUUGAAAGUUUCAGUGCAAUGAGUUGAUAAAUGCAUAUACAUAUGGACUAGUAUUACAGGUACCAAGUUCCCAUUCCUAUGCUCUCUCAUUAUAUAUACAUUACGGUAUACAUACUUAUUGUUUCACACAAUUGUGUAAUAUCAUCAAAAGAUUCUGUUCUUCAAAAGUACCAAUCGAAAGGUCAAAUUAAUCAUUAUAUAUACCCCCAAAUACAUACCACACUCAUAUUCUUUUGUUUUCAUGUGUUGCAACAUUUUUUUUUCUCAAAUUUCUCCAUGUGAAAAGAGAACAUAAAACCACACUAGCUGGCGGUGAUGGUGGUCUUCAAUAUGCGUUGAAAAUCAUUGCAUGUACAACAUAAAGUGAUCAUAUUUGAAAAUGGCAUGAUUAAAUUUGUACGAAUGAAAUUUAGUGAUCAAUGUGGCAUCUUAUAAUGUCUUUAAUGAGCCAAAAAUAUCACACCGUUUUGGUUGAGGGGGAUAUUCUACAAGUUAUCUUCAACAUCACAAUUUCACACAAGCACAUAAUGCACGCCUUAUUUGUGUGUUAGUUGAUUUGGGUUGAAGCAAGCCAAUAAUAGAUGUCAUAAUUAACAAAUAAAAUAUGUAAUUAAGUAUACGACAUAAUCACACCGGAUGAUCCUCUCAAUCUCCAUCCAAAGCGUGUAGGAAUCUUCAUGGAAAGAUCCUACUCCUACACACUUCAUAUGAUGAGGGGGCUUUGCUGUCCCCUCAGGACCGGAUCGGCUUCGAUCGGAUGCAAAGCUACACAAAUCCCAAAUUGUACUAUUCAAAUCAGACCUUUUCAGUUCAUCAUCGCAUGCAUAUGUCGCGCUCCACAUAUUAUAUGCAAUCUGACGAUCUUUGAGUGAUAAAAGAAUUAGGCUGUGCCUUCUUGCAACUUGCAAGUUGCAAUGCUUAUUACCAACUGGUAUAUACUACUAGUAUUAUAUAUAUAUAUAUGGCUUACCCUCCUGCCAAAAGCGUCCCUUUAGCUCUCUCUACCUCUAAACUCUUAUCUCUCCACAUACGUACGUAUAGAGACGAAUUAGAGAGAUAGACAUGAUACUCCCUCAUUUCAUAUUAUAAAUUGUUUGACUUUCCUUAAAUUAAAAUUCUUUAGAUUUAACCAAAUUUAUAAAAAAACAUCUACAACAGCAAAUUAGUUUUAUUAAAUCUAACAUUAAACAUAUUUUGAUAAUAUGUUUAAGUGUAUUUUUCUAUAAAUUUAAUCACACUUAAAAAAAAUCAAACAACUUAUAAUACGAAACGGAUGAAGUAUUUAAUACGUGUAUGUACUACCCACUAGGCAUACAAGAGGCAGAGGCUGCAUGCAGGCAUGCACGUUAUGUUAUAUGGCCACAUCAAGUUGGAUAUAUUGAACUGCAAAUCUCCCACCUGCCAAAAAGGCUUUACUUUGGGAGUUAGCGCUAGAUUGAUCACUGCUCUCAUCGGCCCCUGUAAGUUGCACAGUGCCUGCAUUAUUCCCGUAGUACAACGUAUACCAAAUCACUGUACGUCGUACUAGGUGUAGUUGGAGGAAUGCAACCAAGUUGGAGUUGUUCAAGCCAUUGGAAGCGCUAGUUGAUCAAUGCGUAUAUAAUAUUAUCAAAAGUAUGUGCAGACCCGAUCAUUUUCGAAUGUCCAUAUGCAUAUAUAUGUAGUAGCCAAAUGGAUCAACCAAAUGAUAUAAAAUAUAAUAUAUGUCAUUAUGUAAAUAGAUUGUACAUGCAAGUGUUAUACUUUGUUUUCUUUCAUUAAAAGCUGCAUUUCCAUAUUAUUUUUUUCCCAUAUGCAGCUUACAAGUUUCUUAUCUGUAGUCCUAUUUUUUCCCGAGAAAUUAAUCUAAAGUCCAUUCUGACACUGAAGGUUUAUAAACCUCACAUUUAUUGUGGGAUAUUCUCACAUUUUUUGGAAUACAAUUAUAUCUUCAUUGAAAUACAUAUAUAAAACACCGAUUUCAAAGGCUUGACCCCAUAGGUUUUGAGAUCGAGUAGCUAUUCGCCAGUUAUAUAUAUAGUGGGGAGUUACCUUUGAACCGUGCUCGAUACCGUUUGUAAUAUAAUGGUACAGAAAUAGCCAGUAGUAUUAUCAUUCACACUUCCAAGUGUAUAAAAGUAUUUGUAAACUAUUCAGAAUAGUUUAAGCACGCGACAAUCAUCCGCGCCUUUCUCGAUCGCGAUGGAACAUGAGCACCGGCUAGCGGCCGGCGGCCGGCGGCUGGCGGCUGGCGGCUGGCGAGGGAUCGUGAGCGAUCCAGAUGGGGAUCGAUAUGUUCGGGACCCGGGAGAGCGUGUCUGUUAUGCCGAGGCGGACCGGUUUGGGCUUGUGCUCGUUGUGGCCCGGUGUCACGGCCCGUGGCAACUCGCAUAUCUUGGUUCAAAGCCCAAUAAUAUUUGCUACAACAUGGGCUCCUCUCAUCAGAGUAUAAAGUCUAAGAACCUUGGUCCGGUCCGUGAAAGUCGCAGGCUCUAUUGGUUUCUCCUCUGUACAUACAGUAGUAGUCCUGUAGUUGGCGCGAAGCCGUGAAACACAACGCCGUUCACGAGUCACAAAUCAUCACAACGUCUAUAUUUGAAAUAGGUCGUCACGUUUCUCCAGUGCUCUCCCCGCGCGCGCAAACAAGCACAGCCGCUAGAGAAUUAGAAGCUUGCGACCGGGAUGGUCACCAUGGAACUAGAGAAGGUGACGGGCGGCGCGCACCACGCCAUCCUCCGCGACGCACAUCGUCCGUCCCACCACGAUGUGGCCUCUCCUCCUCCGCGCCGCCGUCGUCUACGCGGCGCUGCUCGCCGCCGGCGAGGCGGACGGCUCCCACGAUGUCCUCGACAUCUUCGGCACGCGCUCCGAGAGCGACUACUACCGUAACGCGUUCCAGGGGAAGCAGGGGCAGGCGGUGCCGCUGCCGCGUGGAGGCGGCCUCCGCCGCGAGCAGCAGGAGCUCGGCGCCGCGGGCCCGGGCGGUAGCGGGCUCUCGAAGGCGCCGCCUCGGUCCGCGCCCAGCAAGGUGGCUCUGGACAGCCUGAAGCUCCCCGUGGACACCUCCGCGGGCUUCGCUGGCGGGUGGAACCUGGUGAGCGAGAACUCCGGCGUGUCCGCCAUGCACCUGGUGGUCAUGCAGCACGGCAAGGCCAUAAUGUUCGACACGUGCACGACGGGACGUUCGCUGAUGCGGCUGCCCCCGGGCAGAUGCCGCCCUGACCCCCGGAGCAAGCAGCCCGGCGCCAUGGACUGCUGGGCGCACGCCGUGGAGUUCGACUACAACACCGGCGCGCUCCGCUCUCUCAAGAUCGUGACGGACACGUGGUGCUCGUCGGGGGCGUUCGACGCCGACGGCAACAUGGUGCAGACCGGCGGCUUCUUCGAAGGGGACAAGUCUGUCAGGUACCUGAGCGCAUGCGGCACCUGCGACUGGAAGGAGUUUCCCAAGAGCCUUGCCGACGGAAGAUGGUACGGGACGCAGCUGGUGCUCCCGGACGGCAGUUUCAUCGUGAUCGGCGGCCGACGCGCGUUCAGCUACGAGUUCGUCCCGGCGGCCGGCCGGGCAAACGCCAGGGCCACGCCUUUGCGUCUGCUCCGGGACACCACCGACGACGUGGAGAACAACCUGUACCCCUUCGUCAACCUCCUCCCGGACGGGACCCUCUUCAUCUUCGCCAACGACCGCUCCAUCGUGUUCAACUACAGGACCGGGCAGGUCGUACGCGAGCUUCCGAUCCUCCCCGGCGGCUCCCGGAACUACCCUGCCUCCGCCAUGUCGACGCUUCUGCCCCUGGACCUCCGCAAAGGGGCCGGCCUUAGCGCGGAGGUCAUCAUCUGCGGCGGCGCCACCAAGAAUGCCUUCAAGCUCGGGGAGACCAGCACGUUCCCUCCCGCGCUCCGGGACUGCGCGCGCAUCAACCCGUCGAAACCCGGGGCGCGGUGGGCGCUCGACCAGAUGCCCUCGGGCCGCGUCAUGGGCGACGUGCUGAUCCUGCCCACCGGCGACCUGCUCAUGCUGAACGGCGCCGCCAAGGGCUGCUCCGGCUGGGGGUUCGGCCGGCAGGCGUUGCUGAGCCCUGUGCUGUACUCGCCGUAUCUGCGGCGGGGCAAGCGGUUCCGCGUUCUGAACCCGUCGAACAUCCCACGGAUGUACCACUCCACCAGCGCGCUUCUCCCCGACGCCACCGUGCUCGUGGCCGGCAGCAACACCAACUCGGCCUACAACUUCAGCGGCGUGGACUUCCCGACCGAGGUGCGCGUCGAGCGGUUCACCCCGCCGUACCUCAGCCCGCAGCUGUCCCCCAACCGGCCGGCGAUCGACGCGGCGUCCGUCCCCGGCGACGGCAUGCGGUACGGCGCCAGGUUCACGUUCCGGUUCACGACGCCCGCGCAGGGCGUGGGGCAGGGCGACUUCAAGGUGACCAUGUACGCGCCGCCGUUCACGACGCAUGGGUACUCCAUGAACCAGCGGCUGCUGAUACUGCCCGUCACGGCGUUCGCCGCGCAGGGGCAGCGGCACACGGUCACCGUCGACGCGCCGCCCAAGCCGGAGCUCGCGCCGCCGGGUUACUACAUGGUGUACGUGGUGGCGAAGGGGGUGCCGAGCAAGGCUGCGUGGGUGAAGAUGCACAAGUAAAAAAGAGCAUACGUGAACCCCGCGCGCGUGGUGCUUUGCAUGUCAACGGGAAACUAUUAACUCCUGAGGAUGUUCCCUCAUUAUUUACGUGUCAUUUAAAUUAUUUAAAAAAAUAAAAAAUAUAUUAAUA
Molecule: messenger RNA, 5296 nt
Organism: Oryza sativa Japonica Group (Japanese rice)
Lineage: Eukaryota; Viridiplantae; Streptophyta; Magnoliopsida; Poales; Poaceae
Product: aldehyde oxidase GLOX
Source: RefSeq, a predicted model, not a curated record